CUAGAAUACUGGGAGCUCCGCACUUUCCUGCUGCAGACUAGGACCUGACCACUGCUGGAAUGCUUACACUGGGAUUUUUCUUGUGUUCUCUUCUUAUUACUUCUUAUGCAGCCAACCCUUGCUGCUCCAACCCAUGUGAGAACCGAGGCGUGUGCAUGACUGUCGGCCACGACCGGUAUGAAUGCGAUUGCACAAGGACAGGAUUUUAUGGCGAAAACUGCACAACACCGGAAUUUCUAACAUGGCUGAGAAUCACCCUGAAGCCCUCGCCCAACACCGUCCACUACAUCUUAACUCACUUUAAACCCAUCUGGAAUGUCAUCAAUAAUUUCUCAUUCCUGCGCGACAGGAUUAUGCAAUACGUGCUAACGUCAAGGUCUCACUUGAUCGACAGCCCACCUACCUUCAACAGCCACUACAACUACAAAAACUGGGAAGCAUAUUCCAACAUCUCAUAUUAUACUCGAUCAUUGCCACCGGUAGGGAAAGACUGCCCAACACCAAUGGGAGUUAAAGGAAAUAAGGAACUUCCGAGUGUCAAGGAGGUUGUGGAGAAGUUUAUACUGAGGAGAGAGUUUAUCCCCGACCCACAAGGAUCUAACAUCAUGUUUGCCUUCUUUGCACAACACUUUACACAUCAGUUCUUUAAGACUGACGUCAAGAAAGGGGCUGCCUUCACCAAAGCUCUGGGGCAUGGGGUUGAUUUAUGUCACAUCUAUGGAGAAACUUUAGACAGGCAACACAUGCUACGACUGAAGAAGGACGGAAAGUUAAAAUACCAGAUUAUUGAUGGCGAGAUGUAUCCUCCAACAGUGAACCAAUCUGGAGUUGACAUGAUGUAUCCUCCUCACGUGCCGGAACACCUUAGAUUUGCCGUUGGGCAGGAAGUGUUUGGGCUGGUCCCGGGCCUGAUGAUGUAUGCCACCAUAUGGCUCAGAGAACACAAUCGGGUCUGUGAUAUUCUUGUGCAGGAGCAUCCCGAGUGGGACGAUGAACGCAUUUUCCAGACGGCAAGGCUAAUUUUGAUCGGCGAAACCAUCAAGAUUGUCAUCGAAGACUAUGUGCAGCAUCUGAGCGGAUAUCACUUUAAACUAAAGUUUGACCCAGAGCUGCUGUUUAACCAGAGAUUCCAAUACCAGAACCGAAUUGCUGCAGAGUUCAACACCCUGUACCAUUGGCACCCUCUCCUGCCAGACACCUUUCAGAUCAGCGACCGGGAGUACAACUAUCAACAAUUUCUCUACAAUAACUCUGUCAUGCUGGAGCAUGGGAUAUCACAGAUGGUUGAAUCUUUUAGCAAGCAAAGAGCUGGAAGGGUGGCUGGUGGUAGAAACUUCCCGGCAGCUGUGUUCAGAGUGGCCAUGGCUUCCAUAGAGCAAAGCAGAGAGAUGAGAUACCAGUCCCUCAAUGAAUACAGGAAGCGUUUUAUGCUGAAACCCUUUAAGUCCUUCGAGGAUCUGACUGGAGAGAAAGAAAUGUCCGCAGAACUUGAAAAACUCUACGGAGACAUUGACGCCAUGGAGUUCUACCCAGGUCUUUUGGUGGAAAAACCCCGUCCCGGUGCCAUAUUUGGAGAGACCAUGGUUGAAAUCGGUGCUCCGUUUUCAUUGAAAGGUCUGAUGGGUAAUCCAAUUUGCUCUCCCGAAUACUGGAAACCCAGCACUUUCGGGGGCAAGGUUGGCUUCGACAUCGUGAACACGGCCUCUUUACAAAAGCUCGUCUGCCAAAAUGUUAAAGACUGUCCUGUGGUCGCCUUUCACGUGUUAAAAGGCAAGAUCAGCGAGUCGGCAACCAUCAACGCGAGCUCCAACUCUGCACUGGAAGAGGUAAACCCUGCCGUACUACUGAAAGAGCGCUCGUCUGAACUAUAAAGGAUGGCUCAAGAGAGAACAGGAACGACCAUCGGCACAGUAAAGGAUUGCUAUGGAUUGUUACAAAACUGUGGUCAACCACGUGGCUGCUGGUAGAACCACUGUAGACUUAAGGCUACAACCACUUUAGAUGUAGGGUCAAAGUCCUCUGAUGGCAUCUCCUUAUACAUGUGGUGUGUGUGUGACCCUUUAUAUUAUAUUCAGAGAGUCUGAAUCUUGAAUAAUGAUAUUUAUUAUGUCUCUUAUUAUUUAUUGAUACAAAUAGUUCCAUAACUUGAAUGUCUCUUUGGGGGGAAAAAAAACGAAAGCUAUGUUCACACGGCAGGAUUUCCGUGCUCAGAUUCUGCAGAAUUCGUGCUGAAUUUUUUGCGCUGAACACACCGAUUCCGGUCGGAAUUCAGAGCCCCAUUGGGACUCUGCCACGGAAUUCUGCAAAAACAAUUGAAUUCUUAAUUCUUUUUGCUGAAUCUGGAAUGCAGAUUCGGCCGUUUUUGUGGGACGGUGGAAAUUCCAUUCUCUGCAAUGUUAACUUCAUGUCGCAGAAUUUCCGUGCUGAAUUUUUCCCACCAUAUUCCGCAUGGAAAUCUCGACGUGUGAACAUAGCCUAAGGCAGAAGCUUUCAUGCUUCUUCCAUGACGAAUUGAGAUAGAUAAAGUAGAGUUAUUGCGGAAGUCCAAACUCCCAGGCUGCCAUUUACAAUAUUUAGGACAUUUCACUUGUCCGCAACUUUCACUAGCUCGGUAAACAAAUAGAGCCCAAUGUGUAUGUAUAUAUACACACUGACUGCAUUGUAUCACACUUAUGCAUGCUCAUCUCCAUUGAGCGGCCAGCCCCGAGGUUAUGAAAUAAGCAUGAACUAUGCCUAGAAUACAUUAUGGUCAUGCAGCCGAAUGCAAUGACUAUUACUACAAUGAUGGCUUCCUAUGUUUUUCUAAUAAGGAUGAUUGAUAUUUUGUAUGUAUUUUAUUAUGCUGCUACAUUACUUGAAUCUUUUUGCUGCUUCGGAUUUCGGUUUGUCUUAGGCAGUAUGGCAAUAUAAUAUUUUUUUUUCCCCUUGUUUUUUUCUUAUGCUUUAUGUAAGGACAGAAAAGUGUCAAUAUAAGGGACUAUGUUACUAUUACUUGAAUUUGCAUUGUGGAUUAUAGCAAUGCUUCAUAGACAGUGCAUCGCAAGCAG
Molecule: messenger RNA, 3047 nt
Organism: Hyla sarda
Lineage: Eukaryota; Metazoa; Chordata; Amphibia; Anura; Hylidae
Gene: PTGS2
Product: prostaglandin-endoperoxide synthase 2
Exons: 10
Coding region: 60-1871 (603 amino acids)
Biological process (GO): response to oxidative stress; cyclooxygenase pathway
Cellular component (GO): cytoplasm; neuron projection
Molecular function (GO): prostaglandin-endoperoxide synthase activity; peroxidase activity; heme binding
Source: RefSeq, a predicted model, not a curated record